AUGGCAGCUCCAAAACUUUUAUACACAAUUGAGCAGCCCCAUGGUCUUGGGGAACUUUAUUUUGUUUGGCAGAAAGGUGAAGCAGGUUUAUUGCUUGCUACAACUGGCACUGAUGCUACUGUUGCUAUUCACGAUAGAUCAGGCCAGCUAUUAGAAAGAAUAAAAUUGCCUGGUUUGUGUUCAGCUCUGGAAUGGGAUAGUGAUGGUGACUAUUUAGCCAUGAUUUCACCAAAUAGCAAUGGGGUGUAUAUCUGGGAAUCUCAUGGUAAUAAGAAGAUAAAUGUUGAUACUGGAUUAAGAGAAGCUCCAUCAUGCUUGGCGUGGACAUAUGGAGAGCCAUUGUUGGCAGUUGGGACAAUUAAAGGCAAUUUGUGUCUCUACAAUCAUCACACAACAAAACGAGUACCAAUAAUAGGCAAACAUACAAAAAAAAUCACAUGUGCUGCGUGGAACAGAGACAGUAUAUUAGUAUUGGGUUCUGAUGACAAAAGUCUAUCUAUUAAUAAUUCUGAUGGGGACACACUGCGCGUGAUCACUCUAAGGGACAUUCCAAAUGAUCUACAGUUUUCCGAGAUGAAAACUGAUGAAAGAGUAGCUGGAGAAAAUACUAUAAGUCUCAUUGUUGGAAAGCGUACAUUGUACCUAUAUAAUUUACUCAACCCAGAAAAUCCUAUUGAACUGGCCUUUCAACAGAGAUAUGGUUCUAUCACGUCAUACAAAUGGUAUGGAGAUGGAUAUAUUCUUAUUGGAUUUAGUGCAGGCUUUGUGAUUGCAAUAUCAACACAUAUAAAGGAAGUGGGAGAGGAAUUGUUUCAAGUUAAAAAUCACAAGGACAAUUUGACAGAUGUUGCAAUAAAUAAGGGGCAAGCAGCUUCCUGUGGCGAUGGACAAUUAAAGAUAAUAUCCGUAUGGAAUAAUGGUGAAGUGUCUGGUUCUGUUACUCCGACGGGUGGAGCAGAACGUUGCGCGUGGAGUUCUGACGGCCGUUUAUUGGCCACCGCUGGGAGGGCGUAUUUGAACGUAUACGUUACAACUUUGCCACCGUUAUACGCAGCUUAUGGUACAAGAGUGCUUACGCUGACUAAUUUAACUGAGGUUACAGUGUAUCAGUGCAUCGCUGUGGGGACGAGCCAGAAAAUGUUAAUAAAUGUAACCGAACCAAUUCCCCUGGCGGCAUACACUUUAACAACGGAGCCUACGGCCAUAGCAUUAGGCGCAUCACACGUAUGUUGUGCUACGGGUUCCCUUGUGUGGUUCUAUCCCCUUGCGGGAGGAACCCCUGCAAGACGUCAGUACCCUGGCCCUGUUGAUGUUUUGAGGGUGGCAGGUCAAUUUGCUGCUGCGAUGUUUCAGUCUAGAGCCAUGCUGCAUACUAUAGAAACAGCCGAUCCAUCUGAGCCAGAGAAGGAAGCAAUGUUAUUCCCAGAACCACACAUGCAAGACGCCAAGAUAUUAGACAUACAUCUGACUAGCGAUUUCUUUAUUUUCGUAACUGAUCAAGGAGACAUAGAGUAUUUUGGUCUCGAAGAAUGGAGACAAUGCGUUCGGUAUAAGCAUACGUGCGCAGUGUCAGCGUUAUACGUGGAUAUCAGCGGUGCACGCGCAUUGUUACUUGACGAACGACGUCGUGCGUACGUUUAUUGGCCCGCUGCUGGGGAAUUAUGUGCAGUGCCAGAUGUGACUAGGUUAGGUAGCAUCUGCAAAGGCGUAAUUUGGGACAUAUGCCUGUCAGACCGGAACGUGUUCGCGAUUUAUACGGGCGAUGCCAUUGAUACGUAUUAUUACGCUCCGAGCUCUAUAAGCGGUUCUCAUGUGGACUUUGUGGCCAGUACGAGUCUAUUGCCUGAUCAGAUACCGCUUAUUUUGUUCUCUGGUGAUGUUUAUUGCUAUGCUACUGGGGGCAACGUAAUCAAAAUUUCUCUGGACUCCCACAACACAAGUGGACUGGCAGAAGCAGACACGGAGCGUCGCGUACAAAAUCAAAAGCAGCAUAUUAAUAAAUUGAUAUUACUCCGCCGAUUUGGAGAAGCCUGGCUCUUUUGCGACGCCAUUGAUGAAGUAGAACAGUGGAGGAAGCUGGGGGAAGCCGCCAUUGCUGACUUGAAUGUGGAGUUUGCAAUACGCGUGUACACUCGGCUCAGCGAUGUAGCAAUGGUGUGGGCCCUCGAAGACGCUUCAAACGUCGAAGAAUUGCCCGUCUUAUGCGGAUUAUUAUGCGCAUGCGUAGGCGCAGGUGACGCGGCAGCUCGUUGGCUUGGGGCCAGUGGGGUUAAUGCUGAUAAUGAAAUGGGCCCGGCGCGAUACGCUUUAGAGUUGGAAGCGGCGAGAGGAGAAUGGGCUAAGGCGGCGGAAAUAGCUAGAAGGGCUGCACCGACACUUGCCCCAAGUCUUACUUUACAUCAUGCUAUGCAUUUGGAACUAACCGCUGACUACCACGAAGCUCUAGCGACAUAUGAGAAAAGUGUUAUCAGCGAAAAUUCGAACAGCGUCAAAGUAAAGGAGCAUAACACUAAAUGUGAAGCGGGCAUCGCCCGAAUGUCUAUCAGAUGUGGUGACGUCAUGCGAGGAGUCACCACUGCUUUAAAAUAUUCCCACGAUGUAACCUUACUCAAAGACUGUGCACAAUUACUUGAAGAAGAGAAGCAAUACAGUCAUGCCGCAGCACUAUAUGACCACGCUGGAAACACAGAAAAGGCCGCUUCAUUAUACAUCAAACUCAAGUCAUGGCUGAAAGUCGAAGCUCUCAUCCCCAAAAUUAAUUCCCCGAGCAUUCACCUACAAUACGCCAAAGCUAAAGAAGCCGAAGGCAGGUAUAACGAUGCUCUCAAGUCCUACAUCAAAGCUCAAGACUUCGAAGCAGCGAUACGACUCAAUCUUGACAAACUUGACGAUAUUGAUGAGGCAGUACGUUUGGUACAAGAAACUAAAUCAGUACAUGGAGCUAAGAUGGUAGCAAACUAUUUCCAAAAUAGUGAUGAUCCAACCUCCGCUAUAAAGUUCCUAGUGAUGUCCCUGUGUUAUGACGAAGCGUUUCAUUUGGCGAGGAAGAAUGGAAAGCUUCAUUUGUACGGAGAGAUUCUGAUUCAAACGUCCCAAGCUAGGGCUGAAGACUUUAAGAGUUUGGCUCUGCACUUUGAGGGAGAGAAGAACCAUUUGUUGUCUGGGAAGUUUUAUUUCCAUGCAGGGGAAUAUAAUAAGGCGAUGACGCAUUUGUUAAAAACGGGAUCUGAGGAUGAAAACGAAGCGAUAACUAUUGCCAUUGAUUCAGCCGCAGCCAGUGAUGACGAGAGGCUGACAAAAAGGUUGAUUGAGUUUUUAUUAGGAGAAACAGAUGGAAAUCCACGUGAUCCUCGACAUCUGUUCCGUCUGUAUAUGGCCAAGAAACAGUUCAAUGAAGCAGCGAAGACAGCGGUGAUAAUAUCAAACGCGGAAUGUGCUGCGGGCCGAUAUCGUGAAGCAAGAGAUGUCUCCCGUGGUCUGGUGGGAGCAUUGCGGGCAAGGGGCCUUCCCGUCCCACGGGAUUUGAGACGUGCCGUCGCUCUGUUACACUCUUAUAUAUUGGUCCGGACUCAUGUGCGUCGCGGGCGUCAUGAUCUUGCCGCUCGUUUGCUGUUGCGUACUUCGACUGAAGUAUCUUUUUUUCCCACGCAACAACAUCAAGUGUCGAUCCUGACGUCGACAGUGAUAGAGUGCGUACGCGCAGGUCUUAAGCAUCAAGCGUACCAAUGGGCGAGAGUGCUCAUGCAACCGGAAUAUCGUUCUCAGAUAGACCCAAAAUACGCAAAGAAGAUAGAGUCAGUAGUGCGGCACGGGGUACGCGGUGCGCCUCUCCCCGAGAACCCCGCCGCUUGCCCCGUUUGUGGAGCAGAGCUGGCCCCCGCUGAGCUCCAUUGUCCACGAUGCGAAUCUGAUAUACCUUUUUGUUUGGCAACGGGUCUCCAUAUAAUUAAAGAUGACUUAACAGCAUGCCCCGAGUGCGAUUUCCCGGCAAUUUAUACUGAGUUUGUUGAAAUUCUUAGAGAAGAAAGUAAGUGUCCAAUGUGUGGUGAAAAUGUUGAUUAUAGACGGCUUGUGAAGAUCGAUGACGUCACGUUGUACCUUGAUCAUGGCAAUACGGAAUAA
Molecule: messenger RNA, 4122 nt
Organism: Pieris macdunnoughi
Lineage: Eukaryota; Metazoa; Arthropoda; Insecta; Lepidoptera; Pieridae
Source: the annotation of a GenBank genome assembly